UCCCGCGCACCGUAAAAUGCCGAGAAAUGUUUAUAAUAUUUAAUUAACACGUUUGCAUUAUAUUCUUGUAUUUAAACAAACUGGUCGUAGGUAGUAUAUUAUAGAGUAAACAAUGAGUGACCAAAUUACAAGUAAUUUAGAAACUGUAUUAAAUAAUUUGGAUGAAAAAUUGUACAUAAACAACCAAAUCAGUAUAUCAGAAUACAAAACUCAGUAUAAACUUCUGAGGGAUAGUUUUUGCACUAGUGGAUACUUUAAUGAUGAAGGUGGCAAGAAACUGCUGAGUUUAUUAAUUGAAAAUAAUAUACAUAGUAUUCACAAGGACCUUAUUGCUAUCUUGGAUGGAAACAUUGAUAAGAGACUCGAAAGGGAUGUUUUAUGUGGUAUAAAAAAGUAUCUAAUUAAAUUAAUAACAUCGAACAACUUCACUGGGAUUUCUGCAUUAUAUGAGUUGUGGAAACAACAUGAUCUAGAAAAGUUUAAAACAAUUUUAUCAAGUUUAAAAAAUGAGGAUGAAUGUGUGUCUAACAAUUGUACAGAAUUUUUAAUUGAAGAUUUCUUACCUCAUCUAAUCUAUUGUCAGCAUAACGAAUUAAGGCAGUCUCUUGUUCAAUUUGCCUUACUGUUUAUUGAACUUUUUCCAAUAUCUUGUUUGAAGCCCGAAGGAUACAAAUCGUUUUUAUCCAAAUUACCAAGUUUUUUUUCGACUGUAGUAGAACUGCAGGAAAAAGGUGAAGAAGUAUGGAGAGAUAUAUUUCAUUUUUUGUUAAAAUAUUUAGACCAUAAAUUUACAAAUUCCGAAGUCCAAGAAAUUUUUCAUAAUUCUCCAUUAAACUGGAACAUACUUCGAAAAGAACUAGAUGAUAAUUUAACAUCUGAAUGCUUAAAACAUAUAUCUGAAUGUAAUAUCGAUGAAUUAACCAGGGUAUAUGCUGAUUGGAAGAAUUUAGAUCCACAAAAGUUUUCAGAUGCGCUAAAGAUUUUAUGUAAUGAUCCUAUAACAAAUGCACAGACUAAAAUUUUUCUGUUUGAAAAACUAAUUCCUAUUAUGAUGGAUACCACAAAUGUUAAUGAUGCCUUGAAAAUACAUCAUAUUGAUCUUGGGCUCGAGUUUGCAUUGGCUUUUCAAAUUACACAAUUGAAUAAUGAAGAAUUCGGAAAUUUUUUGAAGAAAGUAAAUGACUACAUCAAAAAUAUAUCAGAUUUAAGAGACAGUCAGUUCAGUCACUGGGAAAAACUCUGGAUGUUUCUGGUGAGAUUGUUUGGGAAAAAACUACAUCAUUCUAUGAGUUUAAUUAAUAAACUACUAAGAGUCGUGGAACAUGCUUUUAGAAAUUCCACCUUUGAACAAAGACUAAAAGGGUAUGACUGCUGGAAAGAACUUAUAGAUAACGGAAGUUUAGAUGCUGUCUACCUAAGUAGCGACAAACAAAUACGAUUGUUACUAACGCCUCUGCGUGCCAAAUUCUCUAAACAGGAAGCUGUCAUAAUUAAAAGAUUCGAUGUGUUUAUUUAUCUCAUACAGAAACUGCAAGACAAAGGCAUACUAGUACUGAAGGAGUUUCUCGAAUUUUGUUUCGGGGAUGUCAGUGAAGAUACUGACCCGCACAAAUCUGGUCAAGGAAGAAGUUUUUCGGGAUUAUGGUUGAGGAGUGCCAAAGCCUUCCUAGCGAUCCUUGGCCAUUCACACGAGAAUUACGAACAUUGUCUAGAAACUGAAGACGAACUUAGAUUAAAGGCUCCUAUUGUCACCUCUACUAAUAUCCAUACUCACUGCUCUACUAUAGUUAAUUCAGUGGUUGAAUGUUGUAUACUUUUGAAAGAUGUAGAAUUAGACCAGCACCGACAAACAGUAUUAAAGUGUUUUUGGAAAUCACUACUUAAUAUAAUUUCCCAAACUAAGGGUGAAAACCAGAAAAAAAUUGUUGAUGCAUUAUAUAAAUCCUUGGAGAAAUUAUUAAAGGGAAAUGAUCCAUACUGCAACAGUAUUGCUGCAAUUAUUUUUAAGUGUACCAUUGAUCUCAAUCAAGAUGAUGCAUUUCCAAUCAUUUUAUCCAAUCUAAGUCACUUUUUAAAUAUAAUAUUUAGUGUUCCUUUAGGCACAGAUGGGUUAUUCAAAGUGGAAAAGUUGAUAGCACUGUUAGAUGCUACAGAAUCCAAAGAGAAUAAAGACAUUAUUUCAAGCUGUGUUUACCAAAGUUUUUCGAAGUUUAAAACUUCAGAGUGUAAUGUUGACUAUGUGGCUCUUGUGUGGAUAAAAUGGGCCAGUAUGUUAGAGGAUAACGAUAAAUUAAAAUUACAGGAUUUUGCUAUAUGGCCAGCCUUACAUAGACAUCAAAUAACGGAUUCUGAGAAAGAAGCCUUACUGCUUAGCAGUUGUAGCAUAGUAUAUAAUUAUGUGGAAAAAAAUCGAGAACUUUAUAUAAACAUAUUAAAGGGUUUCGAAAAAGUUUUAAAGAAUAACCCUCUUCUGUUAGACAACAUUCUUAGUUUAUUUCCUAUACUUCCAGUCAACACAACUGAUGAGGGCAUAACCAACGUCUCGCUAGAUUUGCUCACGUUUAUUAUAAAUACUCCAUUCAGUGAAACUGAUGAUAAAUGCGUUGUUGUAGAAUCCUUCUUGAAAUCUUGCUACAAUAAGAAUUUAAACAAAUUGCAAGAUUAUGACGCAAUAAAAAAAUUAUGCGGAUGUGUAGAGUACGUUCUUAAAUCCAAAAGAUAUGCUAUUCUAGGCGAUUUAAAAAAAGCAUUAAAAAACAUGCCCGAUAACGUCAAAUCGAUUCAUGCAAAACAUGUAUCUGUGGAUUUCUUAGUUAAUUUACUUGAAAGCGAGAAGAAUGUGAAGAAUACAACAAAAAUACAUUCUGUUAUCGAGAUAUUGAGGAAUGUUUCAGACGUUUCGAAGGAUAAAAUGUCGUUUAUACCCCCGGGCGGUAGGUCGGCGAAAAUAGCCGGUUUAGUAAAGGAGAUGUCGUUGAAACAUUUUGGCAAGGACGUCGAAACAAAGUCGCCUGUAAAUGUUAAGGGCAGUUACCUUAAAGAUUCGCCUAGUCCCUCUGUUAUGAAACCGCCAGCGACUGUACCGGAAAAGAAACCAAAAACGACUAUCUCUAUAGACGACGAGAGUAACAGCAAGUUUGUCCUGAUCGAUUCCGAAGUGAAAAUCAAACCUAACGAGAUGACCGAGCACCAGAAAGAAACACUGAAAAAACGUCGUGAAGAUAUACCGGCCUUGUAUCAAGAUUUAUCCCAAAGUUUGACUCAAACCUUCGAUUCUACCUCCGACUGUAGCAAGUCGAAUAACGUAGUAAUAAAGAAAGAGACCAAAGAGGACGAUAGUACUGAGACAAUUUUGAAAGAAGGUACAACUAAUGAUUUUACGAACAAAUUCCCUAUUACAGAAAAACCAGAAGACGUGAAAAAAGAGAAUACGCCGUUGUGUUUGAAAAAUCUAGUGAUGAAUAUUGUUGGUGCGGACGAGUUUAGUUCUCUCCCUGCGAAGAGGAAAAGAAAAGAAAAGGAGUCAAACAAUCAGGAACAAGAUAAAACCACUACCGAGGAAAGUCUUGAAGAAAAACCCGCAGUCGCAGAGUCUACCAAAGAAAUACCUUUAAGUAAGCCUGAAGAACCCGACUUAGCGAAAACACCUCUUGUACAGACUCCAAAUAAAGUAGCGGAAACGCCUAAACGAAGAGGUCGCCCCCCUCGAAGACAGAGUUCAGGCGAGACUUCUUCAGUAGAACGAGAAGAAGGAAAACAUAUCGAAGACGGUCUUGAAGAAGGACUUAAAGAAACUUUUACGCAACCCGAAACAACUGAAGCGAAAGUACCGGCCAAGAGAAAGAGAGGUCGGCCUGCGCAAGCCAAACUGGAAAGUCCUAAAAUCGAGUCUGAUGUGUCUUCUUGUAAUGAGGACGUUGUCAAAGAGGAGGUAAAAGACGAGUUAAAAAUUGUGCUCAACAUGAAUCCGAUAGAGAUCAAAAGAAGUCCGAGGAGGCCUGCCGGUACGCCAAAAUCGAAAACGAAUACGCCCAGUAGCGCUCCUCUUAGAAAGUCGACCAGGAAAAGCAUUCCGACACCUAAACUGACAGAAUUUUAUAAAGAAACUAGUGAACAAAAUCGGCUGGAUUCGGAAACAUCGGACAGUACUUUGGCAAAAGAUAACACCAACUUAGAAACUUCCAAGGAAACUCCGAAAAGUGAUAAAGUUGAUCAGAAGAAAAAACGACCUAGAAAACCUCGUUCGUCACAAUUCGAAAACGAGGUGACAGGAAAUUUAACCAAUAACAAAAAAGGGAAGAAGCGUAAAAGAGAAAGUAGCGAGUCGGACGAUUUAAUUGAAAGUUCCCAGGAUUCCUCUACUAAUAUUACAGUUAGAAAAAAAUCGUUUACCAAAAAUAAGAGCGACAAUUUGCAAAUAACACUGGACAGUUUUAUAUCGCCCGCCAAAAACACCGAUACAAGCAAGUUAGUUUUGAAAGAAGACGGUAUUCCACAAGAGGGCGUAGUAAAUGCAAUCCCAGAAGACCAUGAAGCUGCAAAAGAAACAGUAGUACCCGAUCCGAGCGCUAGCGAAGACCUUUUUAUACAUUUGGAGAAGUCUCAGAAUACAGAGCCCAAAAAAAGACCUCGCCGUAAACGAAAAUCUAGCAAAGCAGCUCGUACGCCUGUCUCAAAAGAAUCUACUACAGAAACGUCGCAUGAGGAACACUUUAAAACCAGUCCCAAAUCCGAAAAAGAAGAGGAAACUGUACCUGUUUUAGAUACAGAGUGUUUUGUUGAAUUAGACAGCAUAUCUAUUCCGAUUCAGUCUCUCCAAAACGACACUAUUAAAAGAACGCAAAGUCAGGAGACUGAAACUCAAGGUACCGAAUCUGUGGGUGUUCUAAGCGAAAACAUCGAACUUCAACUGGAUGUUCCCAAAAAUCCCGACCUGACGGAGAAGGAUAAGGAAAUGGCCGAAAUGGAGACUGCCUCCAUGCCUCUGGACAGUUCCAAUGAUGAAACCAAGGUGGCCAAUGUUACGGCGAUCGAAAGGGUGGUUGAGGAAAACGUCUCAGUGUCUAGACUCGAUAAUACAACGGUUGUUAAUAAUCAAACGGAGGAAACAUUGCAUAAUAGUUCCGUUGUUCACAAUGAUAUGGAUACUAUUCCAGAAACAGAGAUUGUAUGUCACUCAGAAUCAGAGAUUGUAUGUAAUUCUGAACCAGAGACUGUAUGUAAUCCUGAAUCAGAGGCUGUAUGUAAGUUUGAACCGAAGGCUGUAUGUAACUCUGUACCGGAAUCUGUAUGUGACUCUGAACCAGAGGUUAUAUGUAACUCUGAACCAGAGGGUGUUUGUAACUCCGAAGCAGCUGUUACCUCAGAGCAUGAUGAAACUAAUCUGGGAUCUCCCGAUCGAUCGAUAGCAUCAAGCGGCACGAAUAUUCCCUCAUCUCCUGUAACAGGAGACACGCCCAAUCGCAAUUCCGAACUACUCAAUAACACCUUAGAUAUAUCUCCCAUAUCGCAGAAAAAUAGCCCGGAAAACGGUAGCUGCGACGACGGGGAAAUCGAGGAAACGCAACCGAAAAUCGUACCGGUAGCCUUGAAGUUCGAUCACGAAGAUCACGAGAACGAUGGCAAAGAAAAAUCUCCGGAAAAGGGAGACGACGCGCCCGAGAAAAUCGUCCAAACGCACAUGGAAAAUCAGGAUGCGAUUAAAGCGGACCAGCCGACAACUAGCAGGGACAAUAUAGCCGAGAGAUCUAAUAAAUUUUUAACUGCUCUGAACGGGUCGUCCAGGUUAAUUGCUAAAAGAAAAAUGUUAAAAACUAUGUCACCGUCGGCAUCGCGAAUUAAGAAGCUUAUGUCCAAUGUUAUGGCGAACUCGUUCGAAGAAGUUACCACGAAUGUAAGUCAAGACGACAUUUUAACGUUUACCCGAGAAGUUCCCAGUCCGUUAGCAGUACCCAGGAGCAGCAUUUUAAAAAGGAAGCAUUCAGAUACGGCAGAUGAUGGUCUAUCACCUUGUCCUAAGCGCAAAAGGGUCAACUUUAGCGAUCCUUGUACCACCGAAAAGAAGAUCUUCAUUAAAGACGACAACUCGCAUUGCCUAUUUACAUCCACAGAAGACGACGAAGAAGAUAUUGACAGGCAAUUUUUGGCAGUUUUAACAGCCGGUAGCGUUGAAUCGCUCGAGAUCGAAACCGAAUCUAUCCACACAGAAGAAAGUCUUCAGAUUAACAAUCCGCUCAUAUUGUGCGACGAUCGACCGAUUUUUGCCGAUUUGAUUAACUGCGACGCUGACAUCAACGUCAUUGCGCGCAAACUCACCGGACCCAUGUUUUUGAAGGCUCUGUUGAAUAAAUUGAGAAACAAAGGUAUCAACACUAUAGGCGACUUGGCGAGGAAAAGCGAAAUUGAAAUUUCCAAGAUGCCUUUUAAAUCGCCUGGCGUGUCUAACGUAUACAAGGUUUUGGAAAGGUACCACGCUAAGCACUGUAAGGAGAACGCUAAGGUGGAACAGUUGAAUGUAUCAGUUGUUCCAGUUGAAAAUGAAGUAACGACGGUGGUUGAUACCGCACAAAAUGAUUUGGUUAAAGCUGUCGAGAGGGUAAAAUGUGAG
Molecule: messenger RNA, 6607 nt
Organism: Sitophilus oryzae (rice weevil)
Lineage: Eukaryota; Metazoa; Arthropoda; Insecta; Coleoptera; Curculionidae
Product: telomere-associated protein RIF1-like
Biological process (GO): telomere maintenance
Cellular component (GO): nucleus
Source: RefSeq, a predicted model, not a curated record